Messenger RNA from Dryobates pubescens (Downy woodpecker), 2202 nucleotides. RefSeq names its product sterol carrier protein 2 (gene SCP2). NCBI's taxonomy places the organism in Eukaryota, Metazoa, Chordata, Aves, Piciformes, Picidae. The record is from RefSeq and is a predicted model, not a curated record. The coding region runs from base 32 to 1636 and encodes 534 amino acids. Gene Ontology annotation, molecular function: acyltransferase activity, transferring groups other than amino-acyl groups. The transcript has 16 exons.
UGGUGCGCAGGCGCCCGCCGUCGCCGCCGUCAUGCAGCGCCGGGUGUUCGUGGUGGGCGUUGGUAUGACAAAGUUUACAAAGCCUCAGGAGAAUGGUGUUGACUAUCCUGAGAUGGCUAAGGAGGCAGGCCAGAAUGCUUUAGCUGAUGCUGGGAUUCCUUAUUCAGAGGUGAAGCAGGCGUGUGUGGGUUAUGUUUAUGGUGACUCAACCUGUGGACAGCGAGCCAUCUACCAUGGCUUGGGUUUGACUGGCAUUCCCAUCAUCAACGUUAACAACAACUGUUCUACUGGCUCAACUGCUUUGUUCAUGGCCAAACAGCUGGUAGAAGGAGGUUUGGCUGAUUGUGUCCUGGCACUCGGCUUUGAGAGGAUGGCAAGAGGAUCCCUGUCUUCAGCUUUUUCAGACAGGACUAACCCAAUGGACAAACAUAUGGAAAUUAUGAUCAACAAAUAUGGCUUAGCAAGUGCUCCAGUAGCACCUCAGAUGUUUGCCAGCGCUGGGAAGGAACAUAUGGAGAAAUAUGGGACAAACCCUGAAUACUUUGCAAAAAUAGCAUGGAAGAAUCACAGCCACUCCACUAACAACCCGUAUUCCCAGUUCCAGAAGGAGUACUCCUUGGAUGAAGUUCUGCAGUCUCGCAAGGUUUUUGAUUUCUUGACUGUCCUACAGUGCUGUCCCACAUCCAAUGGUGCUGCAGCUGCAAUUUUGGCUAACGAGGAGUUUGUGAGAAGGUAUGGGCUGCAACCAAAAGCUGUGGAAAUUCUGGCCCAGGUGAUGGCUACUGAUUACCCAAGCACAUUUGAAGAGAACAGUUGUAUGAAGAUGGUUGGCUAUGAUAUGACUAAAAAAGCUGCAGAAAAAUGUUUUGAAAAGGCAGGCCUGAAGCCUGCAGAUGUUGAUGUGAUUGAACUUCAUGACUGUUUCUCAGUGAAUGAGUUCCUUACCUACGAAGCUCUGGGACUCUGUCCGGAAGGAAGAGCUUGUGACCUGAUUGACAGAGGAGACAACACUUACGGAGGAAAGUGGGUCAUCAAUCCCAGCGGGGGCUUGAUUUCCAAGGGACAUCCACUUGGUGCCACAGGCCUGGCGCAGUGCGCCGAGCUCUGCUGGCAGCUGCGCGGCCUGGCCGGGCGGAGGCAGGUCCCCGGGGCAAAGGUCGCGCUGCAGCACAACUUGGGCCUCGGCGGAGCCGUGGUGGUGACCCUCUACGGCAUGGGCUUCCCCGGAGUGACCAGUGCCCGCCGGAUCACGGCUAUGCCUCUCAGCGCGGCUCUUGAUGGAUUCAAGUCCCACUUGGUCUUCAAAGAGAUAGAAAAGAAGCUUCAAGAGGAAGGAGAGCAAUUUGUCAAGAAAAUUGGUGGGAUCUUUGCCUUCAAAAUAAAAGAUGGUCCUGGUGGGAAAGAAGCAACUUGGGUAGUAGAUGUGAAAAAUGGUAAAGGCUCUGUGGCAGCUAAUUCAGAUAAGAAGGCAGAUUGUACAAUCACAAUGGCUGACGCUGAUCUUUUGGCUCUGAUGACUGGCAAAAUGAAUCCUCAGACUGCAUUCUUUCAAGGCAAAUUGAAGAUUUCUGGAAACAUGGGCAUGGCAAUGAAACUUCAGAACCUGCAGCUUCAGCCAGGCAAAGCUAAACUUUGAGCUCAGUAGAGGAAACAGUCAGCACUUAAUAUUCUUGACAGAAAAAGUAGAAUGAAACUAGACAUUAUCAAUAGUGUGGUGCAGGCUGGGUUUGAUUGGACCUCUCUCACCUAAAUCAUGUGGUUAGAGACCUUAAUUCUUUUAAACUCCAUCAGUUUCUCUGUGGCAAGGAUGCAUUCUAACAAAUAGUGCUGCUGCUUAUUCUAAAAUGAUCUUCCAAAGGGGAUCUCUAAGAGGUUUUCAAGAAUGGCCUUUAGGAAUUUGCUGUAAAAUACCUUUUCUUAUUGCUACUUUGGAAUUCAAGUAAAAUAUCCAGAAAUAGGAUCUAGAAGGUUGCUUCUAGAGAAUCAUAAGAUUUGAUGAUAUUUUACCUUGAGAAAAAGAUUAGGUUCACCAGAAGAACUGAGAGGGAGUGGGACCAACAUUUUACCUACUUUCUCCUGAGAAAAUCUGGUGUUGAUCUGAUGAAAUUCUUACCAGUAAUGUAAAAAGCUUUUAACUUCUGUUUGGUGAAAAUGUAUUCUGGUUGGAAGUUUAAUAGAAAAUUAAAUAUACUUUUCCUGUUC